This is a messenger RNA of Daldinia caldariorum, 1394 nucleotides long. Its product is annotated as alpha/beta-hydrolase. The transcript has a single exon. Lineage: Eukaryota; Fungi; Ascomycota; Sordariomycetes; Xylariales; Hypoxylaceae. The record is from RefSeq and is a predicted model, not a curated record. Bases 143 to 1330 code for a protein of 395 amino acids. Gene Ontology annotation, molecular function: hydrolase activity.
GACGGUAUUACUUAUACCUAUCAGUCGAUUUUAAAAAGACUAUUUUAAAGCCCAUUAGAUCAAGUUAGCGCAUAAUAUAGGUAACUUAUUAGGUACCCAACAUACAAAUUGUGAUCAUAUAAACACACUACCUAGAGCCGGUAUGAGUACUACUAGAGACCAGUCAAACGAGACCCUGCCAGACUUACCUCUACCGGAAGGUGUCGUCUCCGAUUAUAUCGACUGCUCCACAUCGUGCGGUCUUACAUGGCACGUUUUAAAGGCCGGUGAGCCGGGGAAGCCCCUCGUGCUCUUCUGCCACGGGUAUCCCGAGCUUGCGUACUCGUGGCGCAAAGUACUGCCGGAAAUCGCCAAAGCAGGAUACUACUGCGUCGCGAUGGACCAGCGCGGCUAUGGACGCACCAAAGGGUGGCCGCGGCGACAGCCGUUCGAGGAAGUGGACCUCAACGACUUCGUCUUCACGAACCUAGUGCGUGAUCUCAUAUGUCUGGUAUACGGUCUAGGAUACAAAACGGUACAUAGCAUCAUCGGCCACGACUUCGGCGCCGUGAGUUCCGCCAUGGCCGCGCUCAUGCGCCCCGAUAUCUUCCUGUCAACCGUGCAAAUGAGCCAUCCGCACCACCGGCCGGCGGAGCCCAUAAUAGCUCCUCCCGAGGAAAAGGGGCAAGCAAAGAAGAUAGACAUCCAAGCCGAGUUGGCAAAGCUGGAUCCGCCUCGGAAGCACUACAAGUGGUACAACUCGAGCCCGCAAGCCGCCCGAGACUGGGAGAACCCGGCCCAGGGCCUCGAGGCGUUCCUCAGGGGAUACUUCCACCUGAAGUCGGCGGACUGGGGCGCGAACAAGCCGCGGCCCCUGACGAAGUGGGGCGCCGAGGAACUAGCCCCGAUGCCCGAGUAUUAUAUCAUGCGGGCCGAGCACUCGAUGCCGGAGACGGUAGCAUCCAACAUGGCGGGGGAGGACUUCUCCAAGACGGAGCGGUGGCUCCCGCGGGACGACCUGCAGGUGUAUUGCCGCGAGUGGGCGCGGACGGGUUUCCAGGGCGCGCUGAACUGGUACCGGGCGCAGACGGCGUCGACGAAGCAAUCGGCGCGGGACAUAUUUCUCUUCUCGGGGCGCAGGAUCGAGGUCCCGUGCGUGUUCAUCAGCGGGAAGCAGGACUGGGGCAAUUACCAGCAGCCGGGCGCGCUGGAGGGGUACGAGGACCCGAGAGCUGUCAAGGAGGGUUGUUAUAGGGGUGCCAAGCUCGUGGAUGGUGCUGGGCAUUGGGUGCAGCAGGAACAGCCUGAGGUUGUGAUUAGGGAGAUAUUGGCCUUCUUUGACACUCUAUGAUAGAGAUAAGUACGUAACCUACCUAGGUACCUACCUAAGUUAGUAAAUAUAUUUGAUGAGAUGU